AUGAGGGGAUUUUUGCACGACACCGUGGAAGACACGGGCGGGACACUGGAGCUUGUCACCGAGGGAUUCGGCCCCGAGGCCUCGCCCGCCCUCAAGGCCUCGCCCGCCGACACAGCCGGCGGGCAGGAGCCCUCUCGCUCCGAGAAGCAAGCGGCCAACUUGCGCAAGCUCGCUAACUUCGGAAUGUGGAAGCAGUAUGGCUGUGCUGGCUCCUACACAGCCAUCUUACCUAAGGAUGGCUGA
Molecule: messenger RNA, 243 nt
Organism: Emiliania huxleyi CCMP1516
Lineage: Eukaryota; Haptophyta; Isochrysidales; Noelaerhabdaceae
Exons: 3
Coding region: 1-243 (80 amino acids)
Source: RefSeq, a predicted model, not a curated record